GAAUGUUUGUACAAAGCAUGCUCAAGGUUUGGACUAGUCUACGAAGUGCAGGUGUUUCUGUCACAAAGCAACAAUGUGGCUCCAACUUCUUGCCUGGAGAAUGGCAGUGUAGUGUCAUCAAGGUCAAGUGACUGUGGCCAGACUGAAGAGAAAGACUAUAGCGAACCCCCUCCUGUAUGCAGUGACUGUCAGGGCCAGCAACCACUGACCACUCAGUCCUGCUAUGCCUUUGUCAAGUUCUUCUCCAGAAUGGCUGCAAGAAAAGCCAAGAGAUCUCUCCACCUCACUCACUUCGCAGGGAAAGAAGCUUGCAAGGUAAACUUUGCCAAACGCAGGAAGCCUGACGAGAGAGAGGGUGUUCUUCUUUAUGUGUCCCGGUGCAGAGAGCUGGCUAAUCACUUCCUGGGUUACAACGGAUGGUCUUCUUCUGUGCGACUGUUAGCCAAGGAAAGUGGGGAUGUACCUCAAAGCAGCGCAGACCAGUCACAGAACACCAGUGACCGGCCUGAACCCUCCAGAGAAUGGAACCGUGGCCCUCCACAAGCCAGCAGAGAAUGGAGCUGUGCCAUUGUGUAUACGGCAGAGAUUUCCCUCCCUAGACACGGACUGCGAGCCCUUGGGGUCGGCGAGUGUGAACAGACUCUCCCUGCUCCUGGUAUCCAAGCAAAGAUACAAGCCACUGCCCUCUGUCACAAACGGGCGCUAGAGCGUGCACUGCAGAACGCCUUCUCGAAGAUUCUCCUGGUGGUCUCCCCUGACGGCAAAGUUUACCCAGAAGUGGACACCACAAAGUCAGACCCCAUCAACUUCCUGUAUGGUCCCGAAGAAACGAGAGUCGUUGCUGUCAAUCAACUGGAGGAGGAACCGGAGGAGGAAAGUAGUGAGGGAGAGCAGGAGGAGGAGGAGGAGAUGGAUAACACAGCCGUCUCUGAGACAGACCAGAUCAACAUGGAUAUACUUCAACAUCUAGAUGAUGGAUCUUAGUUUGUAGUUCAGUUGCUGUCAGUCAUUAGAGUUAUAGUGUGGGUGGUUGGUGGAUGCUCUGAUGUGGUUUGUUCCUUCUUUCCAGUCAAACAUCUAUCGUCCUUAU
Molecule: messenger RNA, 1090 nt
Organism: Aplysia californica (California sea hare)
Lineage: Eukaryota; Metazoa; Mollusca; Gastropoda; Aplysiida; Aplysiidae
Product: RAD52 motif-containing protein 1
Cellular component (GO): nucleolus
Molecular function (GO): nucleic acid binding
Source: RefSeq, a predicted model, not a curated record